AUGGGUAGAAUGUUGCCCGUUCCCCCGUUCCCGUUCCACACCAUCUUGUAUGAUUUCAUCACGGGCUUUCCCAAGUCACAGGGCCACGAUGCCAUCUUAGUGGUAAUUGACUCAUUCUCCAAGUUUGGGCACUUCAUCCCUACUUCCAAAAAAGUAACUGCCAAAGGCCUUGCAGAUCUGUUCAUCACCCACGUAUGGAAACUACACGGGUUACCAGUCAAAACUAUCUCGGACUGCGGAACCACUUUCACAGGGAAAUUUUUAAGAGCCCUCUACCAACGGCUUGGAGUCAAACCGGCAUUCUCCUCUGCGUAUCACCCGGAAUCAGACGGACAAACAGAGAGGGUGAACCAGUUCAUUGAGUUCUACCUCCAAUCCUAUGUAGCCGCCGAUCACUUGGACUGGGCCACUUGGUUACCCUUGGCUGAGUACGCAUAUAACAACGCCAGACAUGCAGCUACUGGGAAAACACCUUUUGAACUAAUAUACGGAAGAAACCCGGUGAUGAACCCAUCCAACGUCCCAUCUAAUGUGCCUGAAGCAGAUCAAGUGGCAAAUACCUUGGCCCAAGAAUGGAAAGAAGCCAAAGCGGCCCUAAGAAUGAGCAAAGAAAGGAUGACCAGGGAAAGAGGAACAAUACCCACAUAUGCAAUUGGGGAAAAAGUCUGGUUGGACGGAAAAAACGUGGAGCUCAGGACCAACUCCAACAAACUAGACCCCAAACGCCUGGGUCCCUUUGAAAUCACGGAGAAGAUCUCGAGGCUACUUUCAAAAUCUCACAAAUCUCCAAGCCAACCAUUCCCGGAACAACCUCCCCCUGAAACAAUUGAAGGAGAGGAAGAAUACAAAGUUGAGCAGAUUAUUGAUUCAAAAAGACAGCAAGGGAAGUGGUUCUACCUAAUAAAAUGGAAGGGUUACGGACCAGAAGACAACUCUUGGGAACCGGAGGAACUGUUGGAACACAGCCAGGAAGAGAUCAAACGCUUCAACCAAGCUAGACUCAGAAAGGCUUGUGACGCCGCCAAGAGCCUUUAA
Molecule: messenger RNA, 1035 nt
Organism: Rhizoctonia solani
Lineage: Eukaryota; Fungi; Basidiomycota; Agaricomycetes; Cantharellales; Ceratobasidiaceae
Product: Retrotransposable element Tf2 protein
Exons: 3
Coding region: 1-1035 (344 amino acids)
Biological process (GO): DNA integration
Molecular function (GO): nucleic acid binding
Source: RefSeq, a predicted model, not a curated record